GUUUAUUGUGGAGGUUCCGGUGUUUACUGGUUACGGUUUGCGGCCAUGGAUUGAUUGGAUGGAGCAAUACUUUGCUCAGUAUGAUGAUUUCACAGAUUUGCAGAAACAGGCGAUGGCUUAUGGAGUCAUCGAAGGGGAAGCAUUAUCUUGGUAUCAUCAGAGACAGAAGAUGUUACUUUUUCGAUCUUGGGAAGAUUUGAGAGAUUGUUUGCUGCUGAGGUUUGGUGACAGAGACGAUCCACAACUAAUCAAAUUGCUUGCCAAGCAAUGGAGAGACGAGGCAAAUCUCCCGAGGAUGACGACAACUGAUCUGAGGGAUACUGAUCUGAGGAAAGUGAAUUCGGUGUUGGCAAAUGUGGAACCUGUGAUGCUAAACAAUGCUUUGGAGCAACCAUCUAAAGAGACUCCACCAGUAAGAGAGCUCAUGGACGUCAAUGGUUUUCAAGUUCUUUCUUCGCAGGUGGAUUUUCUGAAUGUUAUUUUUGAAAAACAUCCGGACAUUGCAAUAGAGUUCCGUCCAAAGAACCCACAUCUCAGGAAGGCAUGCAUGACUCUCUUGCUCAGCCUAAUCGAGACAUUGUGCCAACCACCUCAGAAUCUCUCCAAUGAAGAUCUCGUAGAAGCAGACAAUGCACUAACAUACGUGAAAGCUUCGGGCUUUAAAGUGGAUUGGUUGGAGAAAAGGCUAGAGGAAGUAAAGGAAAAGAAGGUGGAAGAGCAGAAUGGUGAGAUUCGGAUUCAAGAAUUAGAGGAGGGAUUGAAUGAGCUUAAGCAGAAGUGUUUAGACAUGGAAGCUAUGCUGGAGAAAGAGAAGGCAAAGGUGUUGGCCGCUAGAGCUUCUCUGAAAUUGGAAGACGUCCUCUUAUGACUUGGCAUGUUGUGGUGUUUGUUCGUUUGAGUCUAGGAUUCCAAAUUAGACUCCUGUUAAAACUUUGGAAGCUAGAGAGACAUGUGUCUUAUGUUUUGUUUUUGUAUUUGGCGUAUGGUUAAUACUACAGUAAAUCUAUAAAUAAAAUUUUGUACCAGAGA
This is a messenger RNA of Capsella rubella, 1029 nucleotides long. Its product is annotated as MATH domain and coiled-coil domain-containing protein At3g58210. Lineage: Eukaryota; Viridiplantae; Streptophyta; Magnoliopsida; Brassicales; Brassicaceae. The record is from RefSeq and is a predicted model, not a curated record. The coding region runs from base 59 to 868 and encodes 269 amino acids. The transcript is spliced from 2 exons.